GCAUGAGGACCAGAGCCGUGUGUCAGGGAUGUGGAUCUCACUCUACCUCUGUCAUGGCUAACUUCUUGGAUCUGAGGCUUCAGAGGAGGAUAUGACUUCAGGGUUCUUAUCCCAUCUUGAUUACAGAAACUGGACCUUCACAGGGUGUGGACUAACUGAGAAAAGGAAAUUCUCUCUUUGAAGGGCUUUAAAUUUGUAGCAAAGCAAAUAAAAAUGACGACUUCGUCUAUCAGACGGCAGAUGAAAAACAUUGUGAACAAUUACUCGGAAGCUGAAAUUAAAGUCCGGGAAGCCACCUCCAACGACCCAUGGGGUCCAUCCAGCUCUCUGAUGACCGAGAUUGCCGACCUAACCUACAAUGUGGUGGCCUUCUCAGAGAUCAUGAGUAUGGUGUGGAAGCGGCUCAAUGACCACGGCAAGAACUGGCGGCACGUGUACAAAGCACUAACACUGCUGGACUACCUCAUCAAGACGGGCUCCGAGCGUGUGGCCCAGCAGUGCCGUGAGAACAUCUUCGCCAUCCAGACUCUGAAGGAUUUCCAGUACAUUGACCGUGAUGGCAAGGACCAGGGCAUCAAUGUGCGUGAGAAGUCAAAGCAGCUGGUGUCCCUUCUCAAGGAUGAGGAGCGGCUGAAGGCUGAGCGGGCCCAGGCUCUCAAAACCAAAGAGCGCAUGGCCCAGGUGGCCACUGGCAUGGGCAGCAACCAAAUCACUUUUGGCCGUGGCUCCAGUCAGCCCAACUUGUCCACCAGCUACUCAGAGCAGGAGUACGGCAAGGCUGGGGGAUCACCAGCCUCUUAUCAUGGCUCGCCUGAGGCCUCGCUGUGCCCUCAGCACCGCACAGGGGCCCCAAUGGGUCAGAGCGAGGAGCUACAACCACUGAGCCAACGCCACCCCUUCCUGCCGCACCUGGGGCUGGCUUCCCGCCCAAAUGGCGACUGGGCCCAGCCCUGCCUCACUUGUGACCGCGCAGCCCGAGCCACCUCCCCACGUGUAUCCUCGGAGCUAGAGCAGGCUCGGCCACAGACGAGUGGAGAAGAGGAGCUACAGCUGCAGCUGGCACUUGCCAUGAGUAGAGAAGUGGCAGAGCAGGAAGAACGCCUCAGGCGUGGUGAUGACCUCAGAUUACAGAUGGCCCUGGAAGAAAGCCGGAGAGACACAGUUAAAGUUCCAAAAAAGAAAGAGCAUGGCUCCCACCCACAGCAGACUACUCUUUUGGACUUAAUGGAUGCUCUCCCCACCUCUGGCCCUGCUGCCCAGAAAGCGGAACCCUGGGGCCCGUCAGCAUCUGCUAACCAGAACAACCCCUGGGGUGGGCCAGCAGCUCCUGCGAAUUCUUCAGAUCCCUGGCCAUCAUUUGGUGUCAAGCCAGCAGCCUCUGUGGACCCGUGGGGAGUGCCCACCACUGCCAGCACACACUCUAUUCCCCAGACCUCUGAUCCCUGGGCAGCUUCACAGCCACCUCCCCCCAGUUCCGGAAAAACAAUGGAUGCCUGGGGUGCAACGUCGGCUGCCAAGCCUAUAUCCACCUCGGGGUCCUUUGAGGUCUUCAAUAAUUUCAAUGGUACAGUUAAAGAUGACUUUUCUGAAUUUGACAACCUCCGAACUUCAAAAAAAACAGCUGAGUCUGUGACCUCUCUACCAUCCCAGAAAAGUGGAACUACAAGCCCUGACCCCUUUGAGUCUCAGCCCCUGACUAUUGACUCAAGCAAACCCAGCAGUGCCCGGAAAACACCAGAAUCCUUCCUGGGCCCCAAUGCUGCUUUGGUGAAUUUGGACUCACUGGUGACCAGGCCUGCUCCACCAUCCCAGUCCCUUAACCCCUUCCUAGCACCAGGUACCACCACCACUUCGGCCCCUGUCAACCCCUUCCAGGUGAACCAGCCCCAGCCAUUGACGCUGAACCAGCUCAGGGGAAGUCCAGUCCUGGGCAGCAGCACAUCCUUUGGGCCUAGCACGGGGAUGGAGCCCAUGGCUGUGGCCCCCAUGACAUCAGCAGCCCCACAUCCAGCUCUGGGGGCCAGUGGCUCCACUUUGACCCCCCUGGGCCCCACAACGAUGAACAUGGUGAGCAGCGUGGGCAUGCCUCCAUCAGCAGCACAGGCCACCAGCACAACCAACCCUUUCCUUCUGUAGUGCCCUGGGCCUAGGACCCACCCAGAGCAAAUGCACGGAGCACCCGUGCCAGAGGACACUGAGCAAGGACUCUGAGGGUAUGAUGUGGGGUGUGAGGGCCUUCAGUUCCAGCUUCCUGGUAAAAGGAAUGCCCUUUAUAGCCCAAACCCUCAGACUUGAAUGGCAUGUGAGGUGUCCUCUCUGAGACGGCCGCUUGCCUCUCCCCAGCCUGACCAGGCUCCUCUGAGGCCUUGGAUGCUGAAGUGAAGUUGUCAGUGUUGUCCUCAUCCCAGCCUCAUCCCAAGGGUCCUCAAAUGCUGCCCAGCCCAGAACUUGGGACAGUUGCCUUGUCUCUAUCCCCCCUGACCCAGCCACAGUCCUGGGUAAGGAUGGGAUGAAGCUCCAGCCCCAUUCGACACUGACUUUUGGAGAAGUGGUUGUGCAUAUUUUAUUUUCCUUUGACUCUUGUGUGAGUUCAAAGUAAACACUACCACCAUGGACAACUUUUGAAUUAAAUUCACUAGAGCAAGCUUUAAAACUAAUCUGAGCAUAAC
Messenger RNA from Fukomys damarensis (Damara mole-rat), 2669 nucleotides. It is a transcript of the gene Epn2, whose product is annotated as epsin 2. NCBI's taxonomy places the organism in Eukaryota, Metazoa, Chordata, Mammalia, Rodentia, Bathyergidae. The transcript has 10 exons. The record is from RefSeq and is a predicted model, not a curated record. Gene Ontology annotation, cellular component: endosome; clathrin vesicle coat; plasma membrane. Bases 214 to 2136 code for a protein of 640 amino acids. Gene Ontology annotation, molecular function: phospholipid binding; clathrin binding. Gene Ontology annotation, biological process: endocytosis.